GCAGACGCAACUUCCGCAGGCCGGAAAUUACCCAUCAACCCAUCUGUUAGUUAGUUCGGUUGUUGCUUGUGCCGGAGUGUCCAAAAGUACAGCUCAGAGUUAUACUGAAACAGAGUGAAUCCAUUACUGGUGUGGAGAUCCAUUCGCCACUAUGGGUGAAAGAAAAGGAACAAACAAAUACUACCCUCCGGAUUUUGAUCCAGCCAAACAUGGAUCCCUCAAUGGCUAUCAUAAAACUCAUGCCCUGCGGGAGAGGGCCAGGAAACUGUCCCAGGGCAUUCUCAUUAUCAGGUUUGAAAUGCCCUACAACAUCUGGUGUGAUGGCUGCAAAAAUCACAUUGGCAUGGGGGUCCGUUACAAUGCUGACAAGAAGAAAGUGGGAAAUUACUACACCACGCCAAUCUACAGGUUCAGGAUGAAGUGCCAUCUGUGCGUCAACUACAUUGAGAUGCAGACAGACCCGGCGACUUGUGACUAUGUUAUAGUAAGUGGGGCACGCAGAAAGGAGGAACGCUGGGACAUGGCUGAAAAUGAGCAGAUCCUCACCACAGAGCGAACAGAGAAGGAGAAGCUGGAGACGGAUGCCAUGUACAAACUGGACCACGGUAGGAAAGACAAGGAGAAGCUUAAAAAGGCUCUGCCCUCUCUGUCAGAGAUCCAGGACUACCAGUCGGGCUGGAAGGAUGACUUCCAGCUCAACAGCACCCUCCGCAGGAAGUUUAGAACAGAGAAGAAAGUUCUGGCUGAACAGGAGGAGAAGGACAACGCAGUAAGGAUGAGAACCAACCUGUCUAUCCCACUGCUGCCAGAAAAGGAGGAGGACAAGAAACUGGCAGCGCUGCUAACCUACCAGACACCUGACUCCUAUGAGGACAAGAAGCACAGCAAGCGCAAAGAGAUCUCCUCUCGUUCAUGGUUCAACUCCACUUCAACACCACCAGGAGGCGCUGCAGGCAGUCUGCUCCAUAAGCUCGGCCUGCAGGGGAGAGAGGCAGCGGUGGCCAAAGCCCUGGGCCCCUCACACAGCCCUCUGAUCCGCAAACGCACAGGAGGGACCGGAAUCAAAAAUGAACAGUCCGUCACACGCAGAAAAUCACAGCCUGAUGGCGACACACGUGACGGACAAAUUUCCAGAAUCACAGAGAUGGAUGAAGCCCCGUCUACACUGUCGACACGAGGAGGUCAGAAGGUAGCAGAGACAAAUGGAACUAGUUUCAAAGAGGUACAGGUCAAAACCACAGAGGAAGCAGACAAAGGGCCGACAGAUGCUGAGGACUCUGGACAGGAGAGGGAAGAGGGCGGAUGUUCAGGAGGAGUCACAUCUCUGGUAGCAGACUACAGCGACUCAGAUUCAGAGCCGACCGGACGAUAAGCUAAACGGGACAGUUUCUGUUUUCAAAGCAAUAGUCAGGGUCAAAUGUGUGUUCCGGUUGCAGACGUGUGCUGUACAGUGUCAUACUUUUUAUGUGUUGAAAAAAAUCGUUGUGGCGGACUCACCUGUAAGAUUUGAAGUUUAGUGACGUGCAGAAUGUGUGCCAUAUGUUUCUGGUGUGACAUUAGAAUGUGCGUCAGUAUAUUGUAUCUGUGUCCAGCCCAGUUAAAAUAUUUGAUGUUUGGUUUUAGAUGCCCACACACAUGUGAUUUGUUGUUAAAACUCCAGGAACCUUGUAAAAUUAAAUGCAAAAUAUUGCUUAUA
Messenger RNA from Amphiprion ocellaris (clown anemonefish), 1696 nucleotides. It is a transcript of the gene yju2b, whose product is annotated as YJU2 splicing factor homolog B. NCBI's taxonomy places the organism in Eukaryota, Metazoa, Chordata, Actinopteri, Pomacentridae. The record is from RefSeq and is a predicted model, not a curated record. The transcript is spliced from 10 exons. Gene Ontology annotation, biological process: mRNA splicing, via spliceosome. Gene Ontology annotation, cellular component: post-mRNA release spliceosomal complex; U2-type spliceosomal complex. Bases 152 to 1372 code for a protein of 406 amino acids.